AUGAACUUCACGAACAUCAACCUGCAGUACUCUUCUGCGCCGGCUACGUCCGCUCUGCUCCCUCCUCCACUCGUACUUGCCCCGCCGGUCUCUUCCGUCGGCUCCUCUCUCCCUCCAGCCCCGGCAACCUCGAAUCAUUCAUCAGUGCUACCCGAAGCGCACGCGGUUCCGCCUGGCCGUCCUAACGAAGAUCUGCGCAACCUGACGUUCCAGCAGGCGCUGCCGCAUCUCGCACAGCUCGCCGAAGAUGCUGGGUUCGUCGAUGCGAUCUCGACGAUUCGGAAGGAGCAGGCGGAUCUCGAGCGCCGGCUCUGGGACGAACGCGCCGCGAUCCUGCGCAAGCACGAGGAGAAAGUGAAGGUGGCGCGUACCAAGGCGACUUUGGUUGGGGGCACGGGCCUCACGCAGUACGAAGCUGAUGUGAUGUCAGAUGCGUUCCGUCAAGAGCUGAGGAAGUUCGAUGCGCAACGUGUCCUUCCCGCGUGGGACGGCUUAGUCGCAAAGCAGCAAGCGAAGUUGGAAGCCCUCGGUGUUCCAGCCAUGUUUUCUACUACGUCAGGCGCAGACAGACAGGUGAGCAUGAUGGCCUCAACCAUCGCAAAGGGGGUGCUAUGUCGUCUUAUCAUAUCCCAGCGUCAGCAAAGGGUUAUCCAGGUUCUCGUAGGUAUCGCUGGGCCCAGCGUCCUCCCUGACUGUAAUCUCUUCCCUACCUAUCCGUAUGUCGUGAACCUCUGCACACCGCUAUCGUCACUCCUUUAUCCCGUCACCAUGCCCUUCGUCGACCUCGUCUCCGGCGACGACUACGCCUCCAUCUGGUAUGACACCAACGCACCCAAUGGAAACGUCGGCGGCUUCGACCCAGCGAAACCGACCGUCGUCUUGCUGCACCCGCUUUUUCUGGACUCGAGCUGGAUGUUCCCGCAGAUGGACGACCACCGUCUCCACUCGCAGUUCAACAUCAUCGUGUUCGACACCCGCAUGACUGGCAAGUCUAUGUCGAGGCCAACAGGCAAGUUCGACCUCUGGGUGGCUGCCGCAGACCUCGCGUUUUGCUUCUACCACCUCCGCAUAUCACCCGCACACAUCUUCGCCCCGGAACUCAACGCAUACAGUGCCUUGCGUUUUUCGGUCCUGUCAGUUGCCCAGGUGAUCGUUCGAAUCCGCUCGGUUUUCGAGGCGCUAGAGGAACUUACUCAGCUAUGGUCAUUCUCGGAAGAUAUGGAGUCCUUCGAGUAUUCCUCAACAUCUGUGAACCAGCUCGUCGCGUAUUGGGAGGUGCACUACCCGCCGUUCCGAAGAACACAUGUCAUAACCAACGUGAACUUGUUAAUGAAUCGAACACCGCUAACUCCGGAGGAACUCGCGCGGAUCACCUGUCCGGUGUUCGUUAUCCAGGCGGAGAGCAGCCAGACACACCCCGUGGCGUAUGCGGAGCAGAUAUCGCAGCACCUCACCAACGUUCCUGGCGGCUCAGCAUCCAUCUUCCCGGUGAAGGCCUCGCAAGGCUACCUGUCUCUGAUGAGCGCGUCGAUCGUGAACCAGGUCUUCAUUAAGUUCCUCUCUCGCCAACCACCGGCACGCUCCGAUCCGCUGCGACUAGAAGGUCCGCUAGCGGACCGCAUGCGGACUGCGCUGGCUACGCUGGGCAAGGUGCGCAGCGACCCAUCAAUGGUCGAUCGAGACCCGCUCUCGCCUUUGUCCUUCUCGUGCGCGUCGGCGGAGGUGAUCAAGAGUCAGGAGGAAACGCGCGCGACAUACGAGAAAGGCCAGCGCACCGCGUUCUCGCCUCUGGGACUCGACGGGCGACCCCUGCGCAAGUUCUCAGAAAGGAAAGAUCACUGGCUCGACGGCGGCGCGGACGGGUUCUCCUACUCCAGUGCGAAGAACUUCCGGAAGAAGACUACGAAGCAGAAGCCGCCGCGCCGGCGCGAGGCGCACGAGGUGGGCAUCGUCCUCCCGCCGUCGGAGCCCGUCUCGGAGGAGGCCCAGCAGGUCUCGCGCCUCCGCCGCGCGACGAUCAACCCCAGCGCCGUCGACAAGCAGGUCAUCAAGGGCUCGAUGGCAAAAGUCGUCUCGACCAGCCAGACCGUCGUCCCGAGCUUGCCCCGGUUGCUGCGGUAG
Molecule: messenger RNA, 2121 nt
Organism: Fomitopsis serialis
Lineage: Eukaryota; Fungi; Basidiomycota; Agaricomycetes; Polyporales; Fomitopsidaceae
Exons: 15
Coding region: 1-2121 (706 amino acids)
Source: RefSeq, a predicted model, not a curated record